GCUUUCACUUCCGGAUCAGCUGUCGACUGAACAAGAAACUGUAGCAAUGGAACCUGGCUACAUUCUGUGGGAAGCUGUCCGAACCAAUGAUGCUGAUACAAUAAAGCUGCUCCUCAAACCCUCUACAGACACAAAUACAAACUGUGCUAAAAGCACCCUUGAUUAUGUUCAUGAAGGCUUAUGCCCCAUACAUCUGGCCAUCAUCAAUGGAAAUGUGGAACUCCUUCAAACACUGCUGGCAUCGGGUGUCUCCAUGAGCAGGUUUCAGAUAAGACAUGCUAUAUCAUACAUUUCACAUGAAAACAGACUCAUUGACAAAUUGUCACAUGAUACAAAAUUCUCCAUUUUGUCUCUCCCUCUAUUAACCGAUGACCCUCACAUGCUGAGGGAGCUGCUGAAGCAUGACCCUGCUUUGUGUAGUGAUGACAAGGGGGAAGUGUUGGGCGUCGCCUGUGUCCUGGGACAGCUGGCACUGCUGCAUAUUCUGUUAGAUGCAGGAGGAUCCGUGUAUCUGGAACGUUGUGAAGCAUAUGAGCAGUUUCGACAGCAGUCACUGCUCCUCUUUGCUGUAGAUGACCCAGUUAAUUAUGAACUUGUGAAAUUAUUACUGGACAGAAAUGUGUCCCUAGCUGGCCGAGAUAAGGAUGGAAACACCCCUGUACAUAUCGCAGCCAAGUAUGGAAGUGGGGAGGUCGUGAAGCUGUUCCUUGAUGCACUCCGGACGAAGAGAGAGCCUGUGUGCUGCGUCAACUCCAACACCCACUCCCCCUUCCACAUCGCAUGUCAUCGCGGUCACCUUGGUGUGCUGAAGAUUCUCAUGGAGCAUAAAUGUGGGCGGCGGUGUCACCCUCAGGGACGGAAGUAUCUCCUCCACUCCGCAGCGAAGGCUGGGCAUGCCAACGUCGUCCACUACCUGCUUGAUCUCGGACAGGACGUGAACCAGCUGGACAACUUUGCAAACACACCCCUGUCUCAGGCUGUUGUGAAGGCAAACAACAUUGACAUCACAAGACUGCUGCUAAAUGCCGGCGCUAACCCCAACAUCCCCCAGCCCCCCUACUACAGCAUCAUCAUCUCCGCCGCGCAGAAGAGCUCUGUCGAACUUGUCACCGCACUCUUACAAAAUGGCGCCAGUGUCAACAGUGUGGACAUCCUUGGCUAUGCUCCAAUCAGCUACGUGUCUACAAGACGAGACUCACCUGAAGAAUUCAUCAAAAUCCUGGUUGAGUCUGGAGCCAAAGUUGACCACAGACACGGCGAUGGGAGUACAUCACUACACCGAGCUGUUGCUGAUGACAACCUACCAGCUGUAACCAGUUUGAUCCAGCAUCAAGCUGACAUCUCCAGUCGGAACCGGAUUGGGAAGCAACCCAUGCACUUUGCAGUAUCUGAAGAGAGUGCGAGGAUUCUGCUAGACAGUGGUGCCGAGUUGGAUGUACAGGAUGAGAUCGGCUACACACCGCUGAUGAGCGCAUGUCGGCACAAGAAUACUGUCGUUGGCCGUUUCCUUAUCCGUCAGGGUGCCAACAUCAACAUGACAACUGUCAAUGGUGUCUCGCCACUUGCUCUUGCAAUAGGUCAUGAUCUGACAUCACUUGUCCGUGAGCUUGUCCUGGCAGAUGUAAAGAACCUCAACGCGCCUGUGUUUGGACAUUUCAGCAACAUGUUGGAGCUGGCGCUAUGUCUCGAGUCUAACUCAGCAAUCUGUGAUAUCCUGCAUGCUGCCGGCACCUACAUCCGCCCGACGUUCUAUGAAGUGUCUCCGGAACUCUGUCCCCAGGAUUAUCUGAAUAUCCCCCACUGUCUCGGUGUCUACAAGCCCUAUGCUUCACUCAGUCUCAACGGGAUGUCGUGGGCCGAGUUCCUCACUGAGCUCAACAUGAAGCUGGACAUUGCCAAAUACAGAAGUCCCCUGUCUCUGCAGCUACGUUGUGGCCACUUUCUCAGGUGGCAUUUUGAUAAUGAUUGUAGGAAAAUCCGUCAGCUUCCCCUGCCAGAAACUAUUAUUAACGGAGUGCUGCUACUAGCAUGAUGUUGUGCACGCUAAUAGUGAAGGCCUGCCAAGCUCACAAACACACCUCAGAUAAAUUGUUUGAUAGGCAUUACUUAGAAGUUGACGGAUGACAAAGUAGACACAAUUUUUGGAUAACAACUUCUUAAUUUACUGGAAAGUAUACUUGCUUGACAACGGUAUAAGGAUCUAUACUGAAACACCGCCUUUACAGUAAAUAAAUAAGUUGUCAUCCAUAAAUUGUGUCUACUUUGUCACCUCUCAGAUAGACAAUGUUUAUGCCUGUGCAUACUACAAUGGUCUCUUUAAUAUUGGAGAGUGGGUUACCUCCUUAUUAUUCGGAGAUAAAUGUGGUCAGUAGUUAUCUCAUGAUAGGGAGGAACCAGUGGCCUGUGGUCAUCUCAUUAUAAGGAGGAACCAGUGGUCAGUGGUCAUCUCAUUAUAAGGAGGAACCAGUGGCCAGUGAUCAUCUCAUUAUAAAGAGGAACUGAUGGCCAGUGGUCAUCUCAUUAUAAGGAGGAACCAGUGGCCAGUGAUCAUCUCAUUAUAAAGAGGAACUGAUGGCCAGUGGUCAUCUCAUUAUAAGGAGGAACCAGUGGCCAGUGGUCAUCUCAUUAUAAGGAGGAACUGGUGGUCUGUGGUCAUCUCAUUAUAAGGAGGAACCAGUGGCCAGUGGUCAUCUCAUUAUAAGGAGGAACCAGUGGCCAGUGGUCAUCUCAUUAUAAGGAGGAACCAGUGGUCAGUGGUCAUCUCAUUAUAAGGAGGAACCCGUGGCCAGUGGUCAUCUCAUUAUAAGGAGGAACUGGUGGCCAGUGGUCAUCUCAUUAUAGGGAGGAACCAGUGGCCAGUGGUCAUCUCUUUAUAAGGAGGAACCAGUGGCCAGUGGUCAUAUCAUUAUAAGGAGGAACUGGUGGCCAGUGGUCAUCUCAUUAUAAGGAGGAACCAGUGGCCAGUGGUCAUCUCAUUAUAAGGAGUGGCCAGUGGUCAUCUCAUUAUAAGGAGGAACCAGUGGCCAGUGGUCAUCUCAUUAUAAGGAGGAACUGGUGGUCAGUGAUUAUCUCAUUAUAGGGAGGAACCAGUGGCCAGUGGUCAUCUCAUUAUAAGGGGGAACUUGUGGCCAGUGGUCAUCUCACUUUGAUAAUAUUUGCCAGAUUUCCAGGAAUUAAUAUUUCUUGAACUGACAUUAGGACCACUGAGAAUUAGUCGUGUGGACAGGAAGAUAUUUUCAUUUUAUUGAUCAUUGUCAGUUUUGCAAAUUCAUUAGGAAUAAAAUACUAACCAGUUGUAAAUUGUUGUAAUGUUCUACCAAACUGAAUACACCAUGAGAACAUUUUAUGUAUGUACGUGUGUGGGUAUAUAUGUGUGCAUGUUUGAUUAACAUUUUUUGUUAGAGCCUAUUACUUGUGAAGGUCAAGGUGACAACCCAUAUGAAGUACAGCUUGUUCAUGAAAUGUUUAUCCUACCAAGAUGACUGGUGAUGUGUAAUGCAGCAUGAACAGAUGUGAUAUGUGUCGUAUCACACGCCUAGCAUUCUCCUCACAACUAAUGGGAAGCAGGGUAGCUUUUGUGACCAACAGCAUCCAGCCUACGCUCAUCAGGACUUUACUUAGUUUGCAGUGAAUUGUCAAAUGAAAGCAUGUCAUAAUUCCUGCUUUUCACACACAUGAACAGAAAUUAGCUUCAAUCCAAGAGGCAUUUUCAUAUAUUUAAGACUUCAGUGGGAUAAAUAGAGGUCAUUAGUAGAUAAGUCAUGUUACAGUCCUCUGUAAAUCCACAACAUUCAAACGAUAAUGUACUAAUCAUUGACAUGACACAUCCAUGAAAAAGAAGCAAAUGAAUGGCAACAGUGCAAAGGUAAAAGACCAGAUUCAAUGUUGCCAGUUCAGAAGUUUCUAGACUAACAAACCAAAGUAACAAAAGAGUAAACAUAAGAAUAGUACUGUGUAAUGUUAGAUCUCAGAAGAUAACAAUCAAUAAACAUGUGGACUGCCAUCUUAGUGACUUCAACUCCGCCCAUCUGGGAUGCAAUUUUUUAAUACUGGCCCAUCAGCAAAACAGGCCAUCUCAGACUGUUGUGUAUUUUGAACACUGUUGUAUAGGACUAACACCAGUCUUUGUGCUACUGUCUGCCCAACAAUCUUAGCACUAUGACUUUUGUAAUGCAUUAGUGUGCAUGGACUACACAAUCUAAGCACUUCAACUGUCAUAAAUCUUUGUUUAAAGGAAUUAGUUUCUACUAGGUCUGGGACGGGUAACUCAGGUACCCGGGGUUGGUGGGUACUGAGUAGGACCCUGGUACCUACAGGACUACCCGGACCCGUGGUUAGUCACGUGAUAUGUUGUUUAAUGGCAAAAAUUAUCUAGAA
This is a messenger RNA of Haliotis rufescens (red abalone), 4377 nucleotides long. Its product is annotated as ankyrin-1-like. The record is from RefSeq and is a predicted model, not a curated record. The transcript is spliced from 7 exons. Bases 47 to 2032 code for a protein of 661 amino acids. NCBI's taxonomy places the organism in Eukaryota, Metazoa, Mollusca, Gastropoda, Lepetellida, Haliotidae. Gene Ontology annotation, molecular function: protein binding.